Paramecium pentaurelia is the source of this 1485-nucleotide messenger RNA. NCBI's taxonomy places the organism in Eukaryota, Ciliophora, Oligohymenophorea, Peniculida, Parameciidae. The record is from the annotation of a GenBank genome assembly.
AUGCAAAAUAAAAUAUUUGAACCAGCAGAAAUAGAUCUCAUUAUAAACCUACGAUUUCAAUUAUAAUCCAAAUUUCUAUCCAAAAAUAAUAAUUAUGUUGAAAUUAUGUGUUAUUAAAAUCUAUUGUUUAAGAAGGUAGUUCUUGGAUACAUAUCUCUAGUCGUAAAAAUCAUUAAAAAUGACGAAACUUAAUAGUACUUUGAGAUAUUAAAUCAAACAUGAAUCUAAUUCCAUUAUUUUGAGAUUGGAAAAGGAUGAUUGUUUAUUUAAAGAAUAUUUAUUUCUUGAUAAGUCUGGACCUUGGGAAUUAAAAUUAAAAUCUUCAAUUCCCUAAUUAGAUUAUUAGACAUAUUAUGAACUUGAGAAAUUGAUAGGAAGUGGAAGUUUUGCAUCUGUUUACAUAGCUAAAAGGAAAACAGAUGGUAUUAAAUUAGCAAUCAAAGCUUUUCUUAAGAAAAUGCUUAUGCAAAAAGAUCCUGAUAAAUGGAGAGUAUUUCAAUUAAAUUUUAAUUUGUUAGGAAUCAAUUGAUAAUGAAAUCAAAGUUAUGAAAUCUUUAGAUCAUUCCAGCUUAUUAAAAUGUCAUGAUCAUUUUGAAAAUAGAGCAUAAUGUUAUAUAGCUAUGGAUUGGGCUAGAGGAGGAACUCUAGAAUAAGGAUUAAGUAAAUUAGAAGAACCUUUACCGUUUCUGACAGUCAAAGUUAUUUUCCGAUAAAUUGUUGAAGCAAUUAAAUAUAUGCAUGAACAUGGAUAUAUGCAUAGAGAUCUAAAACCAAGUAAUAUACUACUUAAGAGACCUAUGCCAUUAAAAUAAUUUUCAUUGAUUGCUUAAACAGAUCCUAAUAUAGUAGUUAGUGAUUUUGGUGUAAGUUCAGAAAUAAAAAUUGAUAUGGAUGUUGGAAAAUAUUGUGGAUCUCCAGGUUUUAUGGCUCCUGAAGUAAUUCUUUGUGAAAAUAAUCAAACAUUAACCUAUAAUGAGAAAUGUGAUAUAUUUAGUUUAGGAUGCAUAUUAUAUAGAUUGUAAUUUAGUUCAUAUAUAUUGUAGAAUCACAAAUAAAUCAUUAUUUAAUGGAUAAAAUUCAUUAGCAAUGAAAUAAUAGAAUUUAGAAUGCCAUUUAGAUUGGAUAUAGAUUCAAGAAGAACUAUAUUAAAAUAAAGCAUUGACAAACUUAUUAAAUAAAUUAUUAUCAAUAGAUCCUAAAUAGAGACCUUCAUGUGAAGAAAUAUUAAAUAGCAAGAUCUUACAUGUUUAAUUAGAUAAUGUUGGUUGUCCAUUAUUUAUAAAUUAUAAGAAACCUAAAUCUACUUCAAUUUAAUAAAUUAAAACUCCUAGACCAUCAAUUAAAUCUGUAAGUAAUUGUAAAUUACCAUAAUUAUCACCAAAUCAUGUAAAUAUUAAUAAUCAUAACAACAAUAAUAAUAACAAAAAAUAAGGUAAUUUUUUAUUACCUCCUAUAAAUACUAGAAUAAAAACUGAAUAAUAUUGA